GCCACACUGCCUAUAGGUGACCAUAGAUGAGGCAACAUUGCAACAACUCCAUCAUUUUCAGCGUCUCUUUAUGUUGUCUAUUGAUUAUUUUGUUUCAUUCAAGAGUCUAAUAUUUUACUGGAAUUCUAUUAUCACAAAAUUUAUUCAAUGACUCCGAUGAAAGAAGCUUCGCCUCCUGUAUCGGCGAUGGCCACCCCAACAAAUAGCAGUGGAAAUCUUGUGGACGAAUUUGAAGAAGCGUUUCAGCAUUGUUUAAACGUCCUCACCAAAGAAGAAGCUCUACCUACCUCAGACAAAGACGAAGUCAAAGUAGAAGUAGAACAAACUACUCUUCGUUUUAUAGACUUAGCUAGGCAAAUGGAAGCAUUUUUUCUACAAAAAAGGUUCCUUUUAUCUGCCCUCAAACCUGAAAUGAAUGUUAAAGAAGAUAUAAGUGAACUUAGACUGGAGUUAGCUAGGAAAGAGGAACUGUUAAAAAGGCAUUAUGAAAAAAUAGCUGUGUGGCAAAAUUUAUUAGCUGAUAUUCAAAGCUAUUCGAAGAGUCCUGCACAAAGUUCUGCUACACCAGGUACUAGCUCAAUACCACCUUCACCUUUGCCAAGUAUACCAGGAAACCAAACACCCAACCAAAUGAUCUCAAAUAUACCUGCUACAAUGCAACAACAAUUACAGCAGCAACAGCUACAACAACAGCAACAACAGUUGCAAAUACAACAGCAGAUGCAACAGAUGCAGCAACAACAGUUACAACAAAUGCAGGUACCACCCGGUUUAAGUGCAGAGACUGUAGGGCCUGGUAUGCUGUCUCCCCAAGCACUCUUUAUGCAACAACAAGGUAUGCCGUCUCCUAGGGGACCUUUUGGUCAACAACCUCCAGGAGGAAUUUUACAGGGACCUUUAGCGUAUCUAGAGAAAACUACAAGUAAUAUAGGUAUAACGGAUGGUAGAAGGUGACGCGGACGCGGGAGGGGGCGUGGAAGAGGCAGGGGCAGAGGCAGGGGACGUGGCCGUGGAGGCGGGACUUUGCCCGAUUACGUCUCUCCCUAAUACCCCCUCCCCGACCGGGCGGCGAUACUCUCGGCGCUCGGCGAAGACGCGGUCAGCGCCUUCAGCUCCAUCAUGCUGGAGGAGGAGAUCCUGACGGCCGCGAUGGGAGGAACAUUCUCCAAUAUGCAUGUUUAAUCGUAGGACAUUACUUUACUGUAUUAUGCAUUGAAUUGACCACAUACCGGAUGUUUUGCUUUUCAAAAAAGCUGUAAGAUAUUUCAUUUAACAUCAUUUAAACGCUAAAUGAUCAAAAUAGUAAAUUAUACAUUAAAAACUUUCCCCAAAUAUUGAUUGCGUACGAGUAUUCAAAGACAGCGUUUGCUAAUAUCUUUUACUUCCGAACUUCAUAUACAAGUGAAAUUCUAGACAAGAGACAGACAUUUUAGCCACUACCACAAAAUCAUAUUUACUACUUGACAUUUUCAUGCAAAGUUUCUAACCUCAAAAAGGGAACCAAUAAUGAAUCUUUUAUCAAAAUCACUGUCAAAAUUAACUUAGAAGAACAGAAUUUGUUGAAAAUAUUGUUCAUUUAAGUCUAAACAGAAACCAGCACCUUGAAAUUCACCAAAAACUUUAUGCAACCUUUGCGAAGAGUUGUGAAUCUUUUUAAAAGUUUCUGUAAUGCAAUCUUUCAGUUUUUACAUAGUAUGAACUGGCAUUGAUCUAUAACCAUACAAAAAUAGGUGUUUUUAACAAAAAUUCUGGAAUUUAAUACUUAUACGUACUCUGUAAUUAUUUGCCAUAUAUAUUUUCACAUCUCUAUAGUAAUAGACUUGACUUAUUUGUAUACCAUUUUUUAAAUUUAACUGUUGAAAAAUGUCAUCCGUCAAAUGGCAUUGUCAUAAGCAACAUUUGUCAAUCUCAAAUGUCACCUUGUGGUAGUGGCUAGCUAAAUAUUGCAAUUUUACAGCGUUUUUUAACGAUUUUUGAUGAUUCUUCAUUAUUAAUAGUAAAAGAAAUAUAAAGAAUAAUGUUAAUAGUGUCUUGUCAUGUUAAACGUAGCUAAAACUUAGCUUGUUUAUUAUUACUGACACCUGUAACUGAGUGAUCAAGUUUACUGAUGAUAAUUACUGUUGUUUCUAUAGGGCUUUUCAUUCAUUUGUUUCGAGCUUCUGUCAUAUGUCGUAUAAUCCGUGUAUAUUAAUAUUAUACACAGAUUAUACAACAUAUGACAUGAGCUCGAAACAAAUGACAAUCGAUGAAAAGCCCCAUUCGCUCCGAGCGUUAACAAAGUGUCAAAGCAAAAUCGACCGACCUGCUCAUGGUGGCGGUUUUUUGAAAGUUUGUAAGGACGCUUUGGGUAUGUUCAAAUGGGACAUUUAAAAAGAAUGCCGUGUCACGCUAGUGAUAUUAUGUAUUAAUAUAAACAGAAAAUAAAAACACACUUAAUCUGAUAUAAAUUCUUCACUUUCCAAUAUUGAUUAUCACUUUGAUUAUGUAUACAUAACCUCACUAUCGCAGUUUAUGUCAAUAAAUCUUUAUUAACGAAAAAGAAAAUAUUUUUGUUGCACUAUAAAUUACACUAUAAAUUAAUAGCUAAUGAAUUCUAACAAUUGUAUUCGGUUACUAUCACUUCAAAAUAAAAUAUUCAAGUUUAACAAAAUAAUUCCAUAAGACUCAAUGUUAAAACGACCUUACAAAAUCUGACAGUGUGUCACGUGACUGUAAAUAGAGGGAGACGCUCGGAGCGAAUAGGGCUUUUCAUCGAUUGUCAUUUGUUUCGAAUUUCUGUCAUUUGUUGUAUAAUCUGUGUAUAAACAUUAUACAUGGAUUAUACGAAAUAUGACAGAAGCUCGAAACAAAUGACUGUGAAUGAAAAGCCCUAUUGAAAUUAACUUAAAUUAAAUAUUUAUAAUGAGCUCUGGCAAAUGUACUAAAAUUCAUUAGGUAUUCAUUGUAAGGAAAAUAAUGUAGACAUAUUAUUUCUUAUAGUUCUAAAAGAAAUCUAAAACAUAUCAAAAUGUACAGUUAAACAAUUUUAUUUCAUGUUGCUUUACAUAUCAUAAUUCAUUUGGAGAUGCGUUUUCAAAUGUCACAGGUUUUUAAACAAUACAAAUAGCACUUAUAUUCUUCAUUUUUUGUUAAAAUGUAUGUGGUCAAUUCACUAAUAUACAGGAUGUUCAAUUAUAGUCUAGAGUUCAGUAUCUCUAUGGCAGGAGGGUAUAGAAACAAUUUUUAAAGUAAGUUUCCAUGGCCAGUACAGGGUCAAGAUACGUUAUUGGUGUGCAAGUAUCUCGACAACUGCAUAUGUCUCCCGACAACGGCGGUAUCACACUCCUGAUUAUAACUGAACCACCCUGUAUACCAAUCUAAAAAAUUAACAUUUACUGGACUUCUUACAAAAUAAAUUAGCGGUAAUCACAUUUUUUUGAAGUUAUACUUCUUUACGCGCGAUAUGAGGGUGAAUUUUAAUAGGAUUAAAACCUUUGAUCCCGGCGCAGUCGCAUUACAACUUUGUUCUGAUUGGAUGUUCAAAUGACAUGACAAAAAUUAUCCAAUAUGGCAGCUGUGGCACAGCUGUGGGACUGUGGUUUGGUUAUGUAUGGUUGUUGCGUUUUAUAAUUUGUAGGAAGAGAAACAACAAACAAAAUGUUAGUUAAUGGUUAUACUGCCUUUUUAAAUAGUUUUCAUAUUAUAUUUUUGGACUUAUUAACAUAGAAGAGAUGAUUGUUGCAUGCCAAUGUGAAAACCCAUCAAACUGUGACUAGCAUGAGUGCCGCAAAAUUACUGAUAAAAAACCUAUUAGCUCGAAGGCGUAGAGAACUGUGGAUAACAACAAUCAACCGGGACGAUCUACGAUCUCGCUUAUUCAAAGCUAAAGAAUCUUACACUGGUAAGUGUUUUAAAAAUAGUUGAUCAAAUUUUGUUAUCAUAUUUGAACAUAGCCACUUUGCACGAUGCAAGUGAUUGCGAAAUUUAUUAGUCGUUAUACGGGCUCUGAUUGUGUGUUGAAAUGAUCUGUCAAUAAUAAAUAAUUGUUCAAUAUGAAGGUAAACAAAUGUAUAAUAUAUUAGUUUUAUUGUUGUGAGGACAGAAACAAAAAAGUUUAUAAUUGUAGUGAUUUUUAUCAUAGGUACUUACCAAAAUACAUAGUAUGUAGUACUUUUAUUUACAUAAUUUGAUUACCAUCAAAAUUUCUAUCAAUAUUCACCUAAUAUAUUGUUUUCUUACUCUAUGUUUUGUUGUAUUUUUUUCAAUUUUAAAUCAUUUCAAUUCAAAAUCAAAAUAAUUUGAUUUACAUAAUUUAAAAAUGUCAAAAGUUUAAUCCGUUUAGUUAGUCGAUCUUCGCACGUAAUGACACACUGUCUCCGUGGCGAAGCGUUUAAUACGAGUGAACCCCAAUACAACGCCAAUACCAGCCGCGCUGGUAAGUUGGUUCGAAUCCCAAUAGAAACUUUUAUUUUUUUAUUUUUUUUAUACAUUUUAUGAUUGUAAGUAUAUUUAUUAUAUAAUUUUAUUUUCAGAAAAUACGGAUUUAGUUAAAAAAUUUUCCGACAAUUAAUGUUCAGAAAUCAUUUGUGGCAUUUUUAAUGUGUUUGUGUGUGUUUUAUUCUUUUAUUAUUUUAAUUUUUGGGACUGUUUUAAUAAAAAUGUUUGAGAAGUAGUAAGUAUAAAUUAGUUUAAUAUUUAAAUAAAAUAUAAAUAAAAAGUAUAUUAAUUUCGUUUAUAAUCAUAUAAUCAUAUAAUAGAAGUAUAACUUCUUACGUGCGUACAAAGUACACACACAUUCUUUUUUUAUAAAUCUUGUUACAUUUUUUAAGGAUUGUUAAAACAUUCAAGAUAUAGUGUAUUCUGAAAUAUCUGUCAAAAUUUGACAUAUUUGAACAUUUUCAGAUCCGGUUAAAAUUACUUUUCUUGCUUUUCAACGAUUAUUGAAAUUGUUGAAUGUAUUUCAGUUCGUUCUAUUCGGUCUUCUUUUCAUUUCGUUAAAUUUUAUACCCUGUUUUUAAACCAGGAGGAUUAAACUCAAAAGACGGAUUCACACCCAAUAAUGUCACUAGAAAAAUCACCAAUACAUCUUCUUUUUUGGUUGAUCUCAUUUGGCAAUCUUGUAAUCCUUAAAAGCAAAGGGAGUAUAGCUCAGUUGUAGAGCGUUCGAUUGGAGAUCGAGAGGUCCCCAGUUCGAAUCCGUGUGUUUUCUAAUUUUUUUUUUAUUUUUGGUAUUGUUUUAAUAAACAUUUUUGGAAAGUAGUAAGUAAAAAUUAGUUUAGUCUUUAAAUAAAAUACAAAUAACCUGUUGAAAGUAUAUUUAUUUCGUUGAAAUCUUAAAUAGAAGUAUAUCUUCUUACGUGCGUACAAAGUACACACACAUUAUUUUUUUUAUACUAAUACGUCGCUAAAAACUUCUAAAAACAACUGUUUUUUUAAAUAAACGCAGACUAAAAAUCUAAAAAUUAAAGAAAUAUGGCAGAAACAAAAAUAUCGCCGAUAUAACUUAAUUAACCUAUGAAUUUUAAAUGCCAUUAGUGUCAAAAUUUCAUAAAUGUCAAUAGUGACAAAUUUUCAUAAUUUGGUGGAGUAAACUUACCUGUGGUUGGACCAAUUACAAACAAGCAUUACGGCGCGGUAAAUUUGAAUUACUCCUUCUAUUUAAAAAACGAGGAUUAAUACGUCACUAAAGAGUUCUAAGAACAAUUGUUUUUUAUAUACAAGCAGACUAAAAAUCUAAAAAUUAAAGGAAUAACGCAGAAAACACCAAAAACGCCGGUAUAACUUAACUAACGUAUGAAAUGCCAAUAGUGUCAAAAUUUCAUAACAGUGGAGUAAACUUGUCUGAGGUUGGACCAAUUACAAACAAUCAUUACGGCGCGGUAAAUUUGAAUUUCUCCUCCUGGUUUAAAAACAGAGCAUAGUGUUAGAUUGGGGAAGUGGCUUAACUCUCAAUCCAAGAUACAGUGGAACCCCGAUAAGUCGGCCCCCGAUAACCCGGAAGUCCGGCUAACCCGGACCGAUUUUCAUCAGAUAAACAUUUUGAUUUUCAAUAUUUUGUAUUUUUCAAUUUAAUUGUGGCUUAUUUCCCAUCAAAAUAGUUAAUUAUCAGACAAACCUUUCAACAAUAAAAAUGUAUGUAACAUAAUAUUUGAGAGAUAAUGUGUAUGUGUGUAAUUUGAACUAUACGAUAUUAAAAAUGACUCAUAGCACACGCCGCAGAAACAACAGCCACCUGUCUGUAGUACCUAUUCCUUUUUAUUUCAAACUGUCUUAGCAUUGUUUAGGAAAGACUAUUUAAAAAAUUCUUUUAUAAACAAUGGUCUUUAGUUUUCACUGUUCUUAAAUAACAUUACAUCGUUGUGACUGUAUUGUGUGUCUUGUAUUGUUCGCUUCUGUUUGCUUACGUUUGUGUUUGGUGUUUUUUUUUUAGUAAUUUUAAUGAGUAGGUACUGUGCAUAUUUAUAAAUAUAUUUCAUGUUAUUUCAAUUCUAACGGAGUUUAUCUGUAAGUAUACCGUAUUUUAUUAAUUUUUACCAUAUUCUCCGGCUAUCUCGGAUUUUCGAUAACCCGGAUCGGCCGCGGUCCCGAUUAAUCCGAGUUAUCGAGGUUCCACUGUACUUAACUUUCCAAGUCUACUUAGAAUUUCUCUCGAUGGUCUGAGAUUUGAAUAACUCUCCUCCUUUAAUUUUACAAUACAAUUUGCGGUUGACGAUGUUUUAUACAGGGUGUCCCCGAAAAUAGUGCGUUCCUUAAAGGUAUAGGUAGAAGGCACAAUGUAGAGCAAAAAAGUCUUAACAUUUUUUCCUAAAUUGAUCCGUUUGACCAAAAAACGAAAAUACAUUUUGAUAUGCAAAUUUAAGUCUGGCAACAACGCGCAACUCAAAAGUCUAAAGAUUAAAAAAGUAGGUUUGUAGAUCAGUUGCAUCUGGUAGGUAAAAUAAUGUAAAUAUCAACCAAACCCAUAUCCAUUAUUUUGCAGGUAGGUACCUACCAUGUCAACAACCACAAAAAUCACACCUCAAAGUAAAUAAACAAAGGGUUAUUAGGUUAAAUUUCCACAGUCACAGUAAGUUCUUCUAGGCUACGUUGCCAUGUCAUUCAAUUUCAUGAAAAUAAAAAUUCACUUAUAUGGAGAACAAUGUAAUUUUUUUUCUUGAAAACGGUUAACUUUAGAAAAAAAUGUUAUGGGACUUUUUUGUUCUAAAUUGUGUAUUAUAUCCAUACCUUAAAGGAACGCAUUAUUUUCGGGGACACCCUGUAUAUUGUCAUGAAUUAAAAUAUAUAAUGGCAGAAAAUGAAAUUAACCUAACAUAACCAAACUUUUCUAAUACUUCAUUUUCAAGCCAUAACAACUUUCGAAUGAAUUAGUUUAGAUCGACGUAUCUUUGAUUACCGAUUGCAAAAAAUUUAAUGAAAAUUAAAUUACAGUGUGUGGCAUUAAAUGGUGUCUAUACCGCUAAUAUAAAAGAGCAUGUCCAGUGAGUGUUACUUUUCUAGUAUAAAUUAAAGAUAGGUUAUGCAAGUUACAAGGUAAACUUAAAUUUAGUUAAUACGAGACGUGAUGAAAGUUUGAGCUUAAGCAAUAUGCUGCGUUUGUGUGUACGCGUCGGUGUGUGCGUGCGUAAAUGUACUUGAGCGUAAUCGAAAUGUACUUUAGCUGUUAAUUGUAUUCGCCGGUUGUUUUCCCCUUCUUAGUAUUAUUGUUGAAUUUUUUUAUUAUUAAAUAGUUUUAGUUUUGGGGAAUAGGUUGACAACUAUUUCGACGUUGUGUUUUGAUUUGAUUGAAUGUUAACGCAAUAUCUUAUAAUUAAUUGCACGGGGAAUAAUAAUAAUUACUUUAUAUUUGAUAUGGGUUCGUUUUGGAGCAAUUUUUGGACUUUGGAUUCAAACAUAGUCGCAGUUUUUGUUUAUCACGUAUAUUUUGUAACCUAACCUAAAUAAAUCCUUUCUGUAAAAAUACGUACCGGGUGUCCCAAUAGGAAUGGCUCUCGGCCAUAUCUCGGGAACCGUUUAUAGUACAGCUUUAAGAAAAAAAUAUUUAUAACAAAAGUUGCCUCGGGAAAAGCCUGGAAAUUAUUUUCAUAAUUGUAGGUCCACCGCUAGAGGGCGUAAUUGAAUAUCAAAAAUUAAAAAAUCAAAAUUUUACAAAAUUUACCUAAUGAAAGGGCACUGGAAAUCCAAUCAUCGUAUUCUUAAUAAAAUUCUGCGCAUAUUUGAUUUUACAAGUUUAAGGCCCGGUACUUUAUGUCUCCGUUAACAGCCGGUUAGUUAACCGGGGUUUAAUCGGGACAGAAAUAUAUGCAUAACAUAGACAUAAACGCAAUUAUACUUAUUAUUAUAUUAAUAAAUAAUAAUAAUUAUAAUUGCUUUUAUUACAAUGCAAGAGGCCCUAUGAGGUACUUUUCUGUCCCGAUUAAACCCCGGUUAGCUAACCGAGGUUUAACCGGGACAUAAAGUACCGGCCCUAAGUCUACCUUUGGAAAUAAGAGGUGGGGGUGAGUGGGAACCUUCUUAUGAAAAAAUGGCUGUAAGUCCGGUUCUGCUAAAUAUAAUUUUGCAUACUUGGUCUUGUUGAAAUCAGCAUAUAACCAUAUAUAGUAGCUACUAUAGCUACUAUAUAUGGUUAUCCAAAGUAUACAAAAUGUAAUGUGCAACAUCUCCACGUCUGCCCCCCCCUGAAAAUUUUUAUAUGGGCUCCCGUGCGAGCUUAUGUCAUAUUUUGUUUAAUUCGUGUAUAUUAACAUCAUACACAGAUUAUACAACAUAUGACAGAAGAUCGAAACAAAUGACUGUGACUAAAAAGCCCUGUAGUGGGAGCACGCAAAAUAGAAUUCUAUUUUAGUGACGUCACGUUGUCUAGCAACCGUCGAUUCUCCCAUUGUGAAAUUCGAUUUUGUGACGUCAGCAAAAUAGAAUUCUGUUUGGCGUGCUCUCACCCCAGUUGUGGAGAUUGUUGACAUUAGUACAAGGUGUAGGAAAAAAUUUACGUGGUAGACAAUAUAGACUAUGGUCUUUUAACAGAAGUCAACAGAAAUUGUCUUAAAAAUUGUUCCUCCCUGUUAGUUACACAAAAAUUUUUACCUACUCCGACAUUUUAAGUUUCUCUUUUGGUUCCCUCUUUUGGUUAAGUUUGGUUUUGGUGAGCCGAAAAAUUAGAAUAUGUCUAGUUGUCGGUUCAUCAACAUAUAAAUGAACCCACGGUUCUUCGAGGUUCCGUUUUAUCCACACUUGGGAAUGGGCAGUUAUAAGAAGGUAUUGAACGACAAAUGUUUUAAACUGACCAAAAGGUUUCAAUACCAAACGAAUUGUACUAGUAAUAGUAUUAUUAUUGAGUCAAAAUAGUUCUUUUGAUUGAGCAAUAUUUUAAUAAAUAAUGUAGGUAGCAUAUGAUAAGUCAUCUUUCCAAAAUGUUUUCUCAUUUCUUCAAGAGCGGUCGGUGACCACGUUUUUACAAGUUUCUAUAUCUAUAGUAAGGUGGGAAAGUUCUGCCUCACUGAUGUCUGUCCAGCCUCUAACGCUUUUCUUCGUUUUAUCAACUUCUAAAUAUAUUUUACACACUUUUGGUAAAUUUAUUUGAAAUUAUUUUGCUACAACUAUGACACAAUGAAAAUCUAUAACAUAGAACUAGUUUUAAAGAGAAAAACAAGUAAAUUGCCAUGUAAAAAUUAUUCUGUGAUAUAUGUACCCAAAAGGUCACAUUUUGGCAUAUAAUUGAUAUUUAAAUAGACUGAAAGUUGAACCGAAUUGUUUCUAUAGAGGUUAAAAUGAAUUACUUUAGAAAUACGUCAUAUUACUGUGACGUCAUGCUUUUAGUUUGAGGUUAUAUUGAUUUUUAUUUAAUUACAUUUCUACAACUUUAUCAAUUGUUCAAAAGUCUUGAAGAUGUGUCUAGGACUAUGAUAUAUUUACGUUCAUUUUAAUAAGAACUUUCAAGUUUGUUAAAGUUGAUCAUAUCCAAAGCGUUUCAAUUGCAAGAUCUCGUGGCUCUAACAGGGGAUUUUUUACAACACUUAUAUUUAAAAAAUCGCUUCUCACAAGAAAUUUAUCUUUUAAAACACCUUAAAUCAUUCAUUGCAAGAAAAUAGACCAGAUAAGUUUACCAAAAGAAGAUAAAACACACCGCUUUGAAAAAAUCAUAUGGAAUUUGAUUUUUUUAUAAAUAAAACCUACCUACCUUAAGAAAUGAAAGCGUGACAGCAAACUAUUAAUUGGCUUAUUAAUUGUCAUAUUCUGGGGUCAAUAAAAGCAUCAAAUGACCCAAUUAUACACGUGGGUGGUCCGAUAAGUACUUAGCUACUCCGCCCGAUGGCGUCACUGUCACAAGAGAAAUCUACCAUCGUGUAAUAAAUUCUUGUAGACGGCCUAUGUCAAAAUAUCAGCCAAAUCGGACUCGUAGCUUUGUUUUGACCGCGUAUGUAAGCGGGCGGGUUUGGGGAUUUUAAAAAAAUAAAAAAAGAGAAAUAUCAGUUGGUGAUUCGACUCUUGUUUUUAGAAGGGAAAUCCCGCAGCGAAAUGAAAAAGCGCUUGAAUUCUGUAAACGGUGACUCUCCUUCGAUGGAAACCGUCAAGAAUUGGUAACGAGUUUCAACCUUAGAAUAUAAAAAAACAGGAAGGAAUCUGCCAUAUAUCAACAACACCUUAAAUUUCUAGCGGAACCGGCCAUCUUGAACGUCUGUGGAUGACUCAUAAGUUUUUGUCAACGAGGAAGAAGGUGUUUGUGUAUUGGAUCAGCUGUGUGCAUAGGCGUACCAUCGGGUAAAGCUCCUGUAUAUGCAAUCAAUUAACUGAAGUUAUUAGUGUAAUAAAAUGUUAUUUAACUGACUUUUCAACAAAACAUCAUAUUAAUACGUAUUUUCUCUUGAUCUAUAGCUGUUUGUUUAACAUAAAAGAUGUAAUAAAAUCGUUAAGAAUUUCUUUUCUUCCCUCAUUCAAAGGUACGUCACUGGAGAUAGAAAGCAAAUCUGACAGCUGAUCGCCAUUUGCAACCUCCUUCCUGGCUCGAAGUCAUUUCGCAUUUUACUCCUUCCUGGUUUAUUUUACAUUGUAAGGUUUCAACGUGGUGGCACGUCGCUUUUUGAUAAGUCACUCCCAGUUGCCCCGAAAACGGCUACCACUGAGGAUAAUGUGAAAGAAGUCCACCAUCUCGUAUUGGUAGACCUGUGGAGUUUCUACGUUGUUUCAUAACCGUCGACGAAACAUGGUUCCACUGGUAUACACCAGAGACCAAGGAACAGUCGCUACAGUGGACGUCACCCCGCAAACGUGCUUCGAGGAGAGCUUCUUCUUCUUCUUGUGCCACUCCUAUCGGAGAUUGGAAAUCAUCAAAGCUACCCUGACUUUGUUUACAGCUGACCUAAAAAGUCCAUUAGUGGUGCAGCCAAACCACUCUCUCAAAUUCCGCAUCCACGACAUUCUUCUACGGCCUGGAUUCCGUUUUCCCUCUAUUUUUCCUUGCAUUGUAUUUUGAAGUAAUGUAUUUAUGACCUCUCAUCAGGUGACCCAAAUACUCGAGUUUUCUUCGUUUUAUCGUUAACAAAAUUUUCUGGGUCUCUUCCUAUCCUUCGUAUUACUUCAAGAUUUGUGAUUCUUUCAACCCAACUUAUCUUCAGCAUUCGACGGUAGCACCACAUCUCGAAACACCUUUCGCGGAGAGCGAAACUGUCUAAUCGGCAGGAAAGGUGAUGGCCAUUAUUUUGUCACAAGGUGUGAUCUAUAUCCAGUUCCUGGAGAAGGGCAAAACGAUCACAGGCCUUUACUAUGCCGCAUUAUUGUCCCGAUUCGACGCCGAAUUUCAGAAAAAACAAUCCCAAUUGGGGAAGAAAAAAUACUGUUCCACCAUGAUAACGCUCCGACUCACACCUCCGCUAUCGCCAUGGCCGAAUUGGGCUACAAACUGCUGUUCCAUCCAACGUAUUCUCCAGAUUUGGGCAUGUAGGACUUCUUUUUGUUUCCAAACUUAAAAAAGUCACUCGCCGAGCAGAAAUUUAAGUCGAAUAAGGAGUUCAUCACGGCCACGGCAGCCUACUUUGCAGACCUCGAGAAAAGGUAUCCUUCAGACGGGUUAAAGAAGAGGGAGCAUCGCUGGGUCAAGUGGAUCGAGAUAAAAGGAGACUAGGUUCAGAACAAAAUCGCUACUUUUCCAAAAUUUUCGUUUUUAUUUUCAAGGCUAAGUACUUAUCGGACCGCCCUAGUAGCAGAAGGAAGUACAGUUUGAACUGUAGCCUAAAUAAGAUAAUAUAUUUUGUUUCUUUUUGCAAAUUUCUGUUUAUUUAUAUAGUCGUUUGCUCAGUAGUUAUUUGAGGUUUGGAUGAAAUACAAUUUUUAUUCUAAAUCGAAUACUUCUGUCACGGCGUUGUAAACGUCGUUUUAUGAAAAUUUAGGAUGCUCUCAAAUAAACACUGACCUGUUUGUUAUUUCUAUACACAUAGUUAAAAAUUUUUCAUAUGUUUUCAUUUAUUAUUUUAUAAAUAUUUAAUUUUAUACACGAUAAGUUCGAGGAGUUUUAUGUAUUAGCUAAUGCUUAUAUUAUUAUUAAAGUAUAAUUCAAUAAGCGAUGCAGAAGACCUAAAAAACCAUCGGGAAAGGAAUUAUCUCAGUACCGAUCAUGCGGACAUGAGAGAAUUUCUUCUCAUUUGUUCAAUAGAAAAAUUUGAUUGUUCUUGAUAGUUGCAUUUUUUUACGCAAAUUUUUUAUUCCAAUUAUUGUGAGACUAAUUGCUUCCUUUUGGGAUGAUACGUAUUAAGGAUGAAUAAAUAAAAUCACGAGGAAGGAUUCUUUAUUAAAGGAUUCUCAUUUUUUUUUUUUUCGAAUUUGAUCGUUAUGCUUAUUGUAUUAUGCCCGUGAUAGACGAAAGAAGAGGGCUAGGUCGAAGAAGAACGGCAUGGCUUAAAACCUGAGAGAAUGGUUUAACAGAUCAUCUGCAUCCCUUUUCCGAGAUGCCGUCAAAAAAUUACUAUAGCCAAUUUGAUAGAUACGCUCGAUAAUCGAGCACGACAUAUGAAGAAGGAAGAUGCCUUGUUAUUCUGUACGGUCGGUGUAUAGUAUCUUCAUUUAUGCGUGGCAUUGACAGUCUUGUUCUUCUUUUAUUUAAUUUUACUGAACUUUUAGAUGUUUUUGAUAUUAAAUUCAGUUCUUUUACUGUUGCUUAUCCACAGUUAAUGUUGAUAUCAUCUACCUUGAAAAAAGACGGACACUUUAUACAUAGACUGUUACCACUUAUAAUAUCUCAAUUUCUGUAGUUUAUAUAAAAGUCUACAUAGCAAUCGUCUAAAGGGCGUAAAUAUCCAGUCAUCUCUGUAUAAAACAUUGUAGAUCUUCAGUAGUUUUUAUUUUGUGUCGUAUACGAUAGAUGGCGCUUAUGUACUUUUGUCCACUGUAUAGUGGAUAAAAUGAUUCGAUAGCCUGGUUUUUCUGACUUAGGCUCGAUGUACAUUUGCGUGUUUUCAAGCUGCGCGCAUGCUGCGAGCAAGCUACGUACGAUCGCUAGCAGUUCAGCAGUUCAUGAGUUGAAUUUAUUCACUGCACACUCGAGUUAAGCCGCGGCGUGCAAGUGACUUACAAGCGGCGUGGACCAAGAGCACGCCACUUUCUGCUACACCGCCACGUGCACGCCGCUUGAAAACAAGUCAGGCGGUUUGUGAUGGAUAAUGAUUCAGUACACGUUGACCGCGCGAUCGAUUUUAAGGCUAAGGCUCCACGGGCGAGAAAUUCACGCUAGCAGUAGCCGUAAAACGAACUUAAGGUUCCACGGAACAGAAUAGGAAUAGCCGAACUGAACCGACUACGCACAAGUCCUGUAGUCGGUACAGUUCGGCUAUUCCUAUUCCGUUCUGCGGAACCUUAAGUUCGUUUUGCGGCUACUGCUAGCGUCAAUUUCCAGCCCGUGGAGCCGUAGCCUAACGUAGAUACAGAGCUGUUUAUUUCUGGCGUGUAUUGACCCCCAGAAACCGCUCAAACGUAUGUUGACGGGAAACUUGGCUUGAAAACAAGCAGCGUGCACGCAACUUAAAAACGCGUAAAUGUGUAUCGAGCCUUACAGUUCGUUUUGAGCCUACCACUAUCUGAAAUGCUACAAGCACAACGAAACAUGUCAUAAUUUUAGACAAAAAUUGAGCUGAAACCGUUAAUUACCGAGAAAUUGUUUUCAUAUAACCUAAACGCAAGUUUUUUAUAUCUAAUUGUAGAGCAUAUGCCUUUUACGUGUGCAUUAAUUCGAUUUGAAGUUUAAGAAAUAGCAGCAAGUCAGGAGUAGCAUAUUUUCAGAUGUAAAAGUUUAGCACACAAAUUAUUUCUUUGCUGCAUCGCUUAUUGGAAUGAACAGUAUAAAUCAAAGAACGAAAUAAUGGUCAGUGAUGCAUCCGAAAGUAUUUAAAAUAGAAAGGGAAUCAAUUUUUCUCUUUCGCACAGCGUUGCCACAUCGUUGUGAUAAUAGGAAAUAUAGCGAAUUCUGAAAAUUUAAGGUUGUAGUUUUGUUAAUUCAUCGGUUCAUAUGACGUCAUUGAAUCUCACGUGCAUUACAGUUUUAGGCUUUCACGAUGCGUCAGUGCCAAUUAUUUCGUAUUUGGUUAUAAAAAACGUACUAUUAAUGACUGCAUAUAGCAGAUAAUUAUAUUUUCUUUUGUGAAAAUGCUCAAUACACGAGGUGUAUGUAAUAUUAUUAUUGUAUACGUGUUUCUUGCAUUUUUAUAAUAAUAAUGAUAGAAAAAUGUGUUAUCACCCUUUCCUUUCACUAGCACUGUGAUUUUUAUUUGUAAUGUACGUUGUUCGGCAAUAUAGAUUGGUAUGCUGGCGGGAAAAAACAUUUGCGUCACUUUGAAAUUGUGAUUGUUUUACGAUUAUAGCAUAUAACUAUUAAUGCUGUAUCCAAAUAAGGUCUGUCAUGAUUUUUUAUGUACAUAUUUGUUGUAAUUUUAGCUGCAUUAUUCCUCUGACGGACACACAGACCACAUAAAAUAAAAUCAAAAAUAUUUUUAAAUUCUUAGUUUGAGUAUUUGAGUCAGUAAGAAAAGUUGGUUUAAUAACGUUUAUUAUCUCUUGAAUCUUUGCUGGAUGUCGAAGAGACAUACAUGUAGUUAAUGAAGAAAUAUUUGGGAACGUUAUUUCUUCGCAUGACGAGCAAUAAUUUCACUUUAGGUAUUUCUUAGCGAGGUAUAUGUUUUUGGUUAUGUCGUACAGAUUAGGUCGCUGAGAUUGAGAUCUGGACUAAGUGUUGGUCAAUAUAACCGCUUAAUGCCCUUUUCGUCUUAAUAAUCUCCGACCACCAUGUAAGGUUUCGCGUUAUCAUCGAUGGAAAUGCCAUUACCAUCGGUGGUAAGCCUGAAAGGUAUAUAUGGUAUUCUAUAACUUGUAAUACACUUGGUAAGUGGUGUCAAAACACACAAGUAAAACUUUAUUCCGUGAAUUGGCGCAGAGACCUAAAACUUGAUCCAAAAUAGCAGCCUAAAGAAGGUUCGGUGAGCAGCUUAGCUGUUGCUGCAUCAGGGGUUAUUCAUAGAAGUGGUCGAUAGUUUAGUUAUGGAUUGGAAGAUAUGUGUACUUUUAAUCUUGUAUAAUGGUCUCUGGAAAUUAGAAUUGCUGAAUGGGUGUGUGACUGUAGUUUAGUGUGGCUUAAGGAACACCCGUGUGUUGAGAGAUCUUAAAUAUUCAAGGUAUGGACAGCAAAUGCUCUGGACUAGUGGAUUGUAGAGAUGCUCGAAAGUGCAGUACAGUCUGAAAAUGGCUUCUUCUGCAAUUGGUUUGUUCUACAAAAUGGUUUUUUUUUAAACAAAAGCCGUGCGCCACAAAAUGACAUUUAUUGGCUGAUGGCUUCCUCUAACCUAAAGACAUGAAUUUUUAUUUUAUCUCUUUAUCAAUGGGGGAAUGAUUACAGUCCUGUUGGACAGGGAAGUGGGCAGCGUGAAUGUGUAAAUAGCUCACUCGCGCUGCCGCUGCUCAUGCUACUGCCAUUGCACGGCGCUUCCCAAAAAUUCGGUUUUUGGGACGGAAGUCAAAGGAGAGGCAGAGUGAAUGCGAGUGAGUAUUAGUCAUGAGGACAUUGCCGACAUUGGUGCGAACACUUCACUCGCGUCGAUAUCGUAUUUCAGGCAAUAUUUCCGACACCGGCAUUAGCAGUGGCAAAGGCUGGGUAUAAAUCCGGCAUAUGAUAUACUCGACCAUAUUGUAACUACAUUACAAGUUUUGUUACAACAUAAAGUGAUUUUGACUUUUUAAAUAGGGCUUUUCAUUCACAGUCAUUUGUUUCGAACUUCUGUCAUGUGUCACAUAAUAUUAAUAUAUCUACGUCAUACGUUAUUGGCAUAUACCCAUGAUACAAACCAAAGACGUAUGACGUAGAUAUAUUAAUAUUAUAUGACACAUGACAGACGUUCGAAACAAAUGACAAUCGAUGAAAAGCCCUAUAAGACGACAGAAAUGACGCUUUAUUGAAAAUAAGCAGAUGAAUAUGAAUUUUAUACUUUCAAGCGAAUGCACGCUAUAAAAUGCUAUCAAUACAGUUACAGUAGGUACAUGACAGAUGACGUAAAUGACGAAUGAUACUUCUCCGUAAACAAUUUGCAGUGAUUUAUAAAUAACACGUUACAAUUUCAAAGUGAGCUAUAUUUUAUGCAUGCCAGUGUACUUAUAAAAGGUCAGUUCUGUGAUUGUUUUUUGGGCACAUGUUAACAUAACAUCUUAGUUACCUUUGUAAGUAUAUUUGGAUAUUUCUGUAUUGUGCUGAUUUUUUAGUGUAACGUUACCGAAUUUCAAAAUUGUGAUAUAAUGAAUUUAAAUAAAUAUGCAUACUAAUAUAA
Diabrotica virgifera virgifera (western corn rootworm) is the source of this 16769-nucleotide messenger RNA. RefSeq names its product mediator of RNA polymerase II transcription subunit 28 (gene MED28). The coding region runs from base 148 to 954 and encodes 268 amino acids. The transcript is spliced from 5 exons. The record is from RefSeq and is a predicted model, not a curated record. Lineage: Eukaryota; Metazoa; Arthropoda; Insecta; Coleoptera; Chrysomelidae. Gene Ontology annotation, cellular component: mediator complex.